AUGGCCCGGAAAACAAUGAUAGGAGAGGAGAGGAAGGAAGAGAGGAGUUGUUGGCAGCAAGGAAGAGUGAUGACUCGGUCCGGUAUCUGGUUCAUCCUAAGGAGAAUAAUGGCUUUGACUCGGCUCCCCGGUGUAGCCAAAUCCUCUCGGAGAGGGGCCUCGCCCAACGGGGCAGUGGAGUCGAAGAACACAAAAGAUGCCGAAGGUUCUGAGACCUGCGCAGGCUGCUCGGCGCCAUCCGGAACCAGAGCGCUGCGGGUCAGAGGUUUGUCCGAAAUGCCUGGACCCAGCACGCUUCGUAACCUGGUCGAGUUGUUCUGGGGAGACGGCUUUAGUAGAAUACACGACAUUCAACUCCAGCACACACAGCAGUAUGGCAAGAUCUUUAAGUCACACUUUGGACCUCAGUUUGUAGUCUCCAUCGCUGAUCAGGACAUGGUGGCCCAGGUGCUGAGGGCUGAGGGAAGAGCCCCUCAGAGGGCCAACAUGGAGUCGUGGCAGGAGUACAGACAACUUCGGAAAAGGGCCGUGGGACUGAUAUCUGCGGAGGGAGAAGAGUGGCUGAAAAUGAGGAACGCCCUGAAGCAGCGGAUCAUGAAGCCCAAGGAUGUGGCCACGUUCUCCCAGGGAGUGACGGACACUGUCGCUGACCUGAUCACAAGGGUGAAGCACGUGAGGGACAGUAGCUCACAGACUGUGACCAACGUGAAUAACUUGUUCUUCAGGUUCGCAUUGGAAGGUGUUGCCACCAUCCUUUUCGAAGCUCGCCUCGGCUGUCUAGAGAACGAGAUCUGCCAGGAGACCAAGCAGUACAUGGAAUCUCUAGAGCUCAUGUUCAGCAUGUUUAAGACCACCAUGUAUGCAGGGGCCAUUCCCAAGUGGCUCCGCCCUCUCUUCCCAAAGCCUUGGAAUGAGUUCUGUCGGUCCUGGGAUGGACUUUUCCGAUUCAGUGAGAUCCACGUUAAUAGAAAGCUGGCUGAGAUUGCACGAGAGCUGAAACAGGGAGAGGAGGUCCAGGGUGGACUGCUGACCCAGCUACUGGUCAGUCAGGAGAUGACGCUGGAGGAGAUCUACGCCAACAUGACUGAGCUGCUGCUGGCGGGCGUAGAUACAACUUCCUUUACUUUGUCGUGGUGCACAUAUUUACUGGCCAGCUAUCCGGCCAUCCAGAGAUCGGUGUCUGAAGAAAUCCUCCGGAACCUGGGACAGGAUAUGACUCCAACAGUCCAGGACCUGUCCAAAUUGCCUCUGGUCCGCUGUGUCCUUAAGGAAACACUGAGGAUGUUUCCUGUUCUCCCUGGAAAUGGUCGAAUCACCCAAGAGGACAUGGUUGUUGGAGGAUAUUUCAUCCCAAGCGGAACCCAGCUUGCUCUCUGCCACUAUUCCACAUCACACGAUGGUGAGGUUUUCAACAGUCCGGGAGAGUUCCUGCCCCAGCGUUGGCUGCGGAAGGCCAACACGGACCGGGUGGAUAACUUUGCAGCCAUCCCAUUCGGUUAUGGAGUGAGGAGCUGCGUGGGGCGCAGGAUCGCAGAGCUGCAAAUCCAGCUUGCACUUACACAGCUCCUGCAAACAUUUGAGAUCCAAGUGGCUCCCAACACAGGCACUGUCCUAGCCAAGACCCGUGGCUUACUGUCUCCUAGCAAACCCAUACACCUCAAAUUUGUGGACCGGAAGUAGUGGACAGCAAAGGUUAAAGGUCACUGAUCUGUGUGACAUAAACCGGACCCCCUCAGAAACCAUUGAUAAGUGCUGUGGAUGGAUUUGCUUCAUAAUGCUCAUGGUUUGCAAGGCAACUUAUCCAUAUGAGGCAUGGUGUAAGACUUUAUUUAGUUCAGCUUUGUUUAACUUAACCCGUUCCAUAGAUCAGCGAUUGGCCAGUGUUAUGAGUCACCUUCUGGUGAACUGGCUGAGCUGAGAAUAAUUUUAACCCGUCGAAGAAGAGUCACAGAGUAAAACGUCAUCUUUGGUCACUGUCCCUGUAAGCUCUAAUCAAAGAUUCUAAGAUUUCAAAGUAAGUUAAUUAUCAAAGUAGGUAUAUCUCAUUCUAUAUGACCCAGAGGUUCAUUUUCUUGUGGGCAUUCACAGUAGAACAAAGAAAUACGGCAGAAUCAAUGUAAAAAUACACACAAAGAUGGAAAAGCAACCAUUGUGCAAAAGACCACAAAUUGUACAAAUACAAAAAGAGAAAAGAAUUACAGUGAGUAAUAUUGAGAGCGUGUAAUGACCUCCUGCCCUUUCAUAAGAUCUUUAGUGCACAGAAAGAGGUCAUGAACUCACUCCAUGCCCAAGUUGUGGAACAAGCUAUUCAGUCCUGUUGUUGCUCUUUCCCUCUCAUCCUCAAUGCUGGUGACCUGGAUCAAUUCCGGCCACUGCCUAUAAGUUGUUUAUAUGCUCUCCCCGUGACGGCGUGGGUUUUGUCUGGGUGCUCCCAUUUCCUCCCACAUCCAAAAGGUUUUUGUUAAUUGGUCACACAGGUGUAACUGGGUGGUGUGAGCUCAUUGGGUUGGAAGGACCAUGCUGUAUCCCUAAAA
Messenger RNA from Mobula hypostoma (lesser devil ray), 2534 nucleotides. RefSeq names its product cytochrome P450 27C1 (gene cyp27c1). Gene Ontology annotation, cellular component: mitochondrial inner membrane. Bases 1 to 1680 code for a protein of 559 amino acids. Lineage: Eukaryota; Metazoa; Chordata; Chondrichthyes; Myliobatiformes; Myliobatidae. Gene Ontology annotation, biological process: glucocorticoid biosynthetic process; cholesterol metabolic process; C21-steroid hormone biosynthetic process. Gene Ontology annotation, molecular function: oxidoreductase activity, acting on paired donors, with incorporation or reduction of molecular oxygen; iron ion binding; monooxygenase activity. The record is from RefSeq and is a predicted model, not a curated record. The transcript has 10 exons.